This is a messenger RNA of Rhodamnia argentea, 1290 nucleotides long. Its product is annotated as gibberellin 2-beta-dioxygenase 6. The record is from RefSeq and is a predicted model, not a curated record. The transcript is spliced from 3 exons. Lineage: Eukaryota; Viridiplantae; Streptophyta; Magnoliopsida; Myrtales; Myrtaceae. Bases 76 to 1110 code for a protein of 344 amino acids. Gene Ontology annotation, molecular function: dioxygenase activity.
CUAUUACAGUGUUUGAAUUGGCAUAAUCCAUGAGUUGACCCAGAUUUCUUUAAGCAGCCGCUGCCGAACGAUACCAUGGAGCUGGAGUCGUCAUAUCCUCCCCUGUUUCGCCGGCUGAGAGACUCGGCCCCAGCCAUCGACCCGGACAACGGCUCCCCGACGGCGAACCCGAUCCCUGAGCCGCACCCGAUCCCGCUCAUAGAUCUCCAGCGCUUGGACGUCGAACCUGAGCGACUCGGGGAGGCCUGUCGAGAGUUGGGGAUAUUUCGGGUGGUCAACCACGGGGUCCCUCUCGACCUGUUGACCCGACUCAGGAGCCAUGCGAGGAGGCUCUUCUCGCUCCCCUUCGAGUCCAAGCAGGCCUCCUUCACGACCCCGCUGUCCUAUUUUUGGGCCACUCCGGUCCUCACGCCGUCCGGGUCGGCCGUCUCGCGAGGCUCUCAGAGCGUGAACUGGGUGGAGGGUUUGCAGGUGCCGGUCGGUCAACUCUCGCUGUUGGGAGACGGUGACGGCGACGAUGACGAUGGUGAUGACGAUGUAGUGACUGUGCUUGCUGGUUUGAGGAGUCUGCUCCAAGAGUAUGGAGUUCACUUAGCAAGAAUCGCUAAGCUCUUAUUUCAAGCAAUGGCCGACGACUUGAGACUUGAUCCGACACACUCGAAGAGUUACCUAUCUGAGUCAACGGGAUUUAUACGCUUGUAUCGUUACCUGCAUUGCUCAAAAGCCGAUGGCGACAUGUCCGGUAUGGAAGCUCACAGCGAUAGUUCGGUGCUCACCAUCUUGUGUGAGGAUGAUGUGGGCGGGCUCGAGUUCUACAAGGAUGAGCAAUGGAUACGAGUACAAUCUGCCCCGGACACUCUGAUCGUGAACGUAGGGGAUAUGUUGCAGGUUAUGAGCGACGACAAGUACAUAAGUGUGAAGCACAGAGUGAAGGUAAAGAAACCAGAGGAUCGAAUCUCGCUUUGCUACUUUGUGUUCCCAGGCCAGGACAGCGUGAUCCGAAGCGUAAAGUACAGGCCGUUCACGUACGCCGACUUCCAGGCCCAAGUGCAGCGAGAUGUCAAGACCCUCGGGUUCAAAGUCGGGCUCCCUCGAUUCAAGCUUGAUUAAAGCCCGGCAGUACUAAUGAAUUGUUCAUGUCUUCCCCUUGCUUGUGUAACGAACAGUUUUCAAAACUCGAUCCAAGUAGAAAUUCAAUGUCCAAGUGGAACUCGUGGUUUGACGUCUAAACACGUCAUUGAGUCGGCAAAUCACAUAAGAACACUUGAAAGCGGAAUUCUUACUGGGUCA